AUGAGCGAGGACUCAGCUUGGCUGGUGCUGUUGUCCUUGAUAUUGACGAUGCAGCAAAACGCAUCCACAAUUGAUUUUGCGGAGUACCCGCACCUUGAGCGUUCAAUACUGAGUAGUGCGCGCAUUAUUAAUGGAAGUAAGGCAGAUAGGAGCAAAACAAAGCAUCAGAUUUCAUUAAGACGUCGCGAUUCGGACUUUCCCUUUGGUUCGGGACACAUUUGUGGCGGUUCCCUAAUUAUGCCCAACAUUGUGCUAUCAGCGGCUCACUGCUUUGUGGACCCCGAAAUUGGGGAUGGAACGUUCUUGCCGAAGUCCGAUUUUAUUGUGACUAUGGGCACGCAGGAUCGCUUCCGACGCAGCAAGCGCACGUUGGUCUUCGAUCUGGCCGAUAUUAUAUUUCCCCUGGACAAGUUUAAUUUGUCGACACACAAGGACGACUUGGUAUUAAUAUUUCUAAAUGCCUCGGUGCCUGAAAAUCAUAAAACUGUGCAGCCCAUCAAUCUCUCUGAGACUCCUGUUAGGCCGAGCACAAUAUGCCAAGUCACUGGUUGGGGCUUGACGGAGGAAAAUGAAACAUCGAUCGAGCUGCUGGUCGUUGAUGUGCCGCUGAUAAGUGACAAGGAUUGCAGGAUGCAGAGCAUCUAUGGCGAUUUUCUUGUUGAUGGCAUGAUGUGUGCAGGCUAUUUAGAAGAGGGGCAGCGCGAUGCCUGUAAUGGGGACUCGGGCGGUCCGCUUGUCUGCAACAAACAACUGGCUGGCAUUGUAUCGUGGGGCCUCAAGUGUGCCGUACCCAAGACACCAGGCGUUUACACCAAUGUGUCAUACUAUAAAGAUUGGAUAUUGGACAAUAUACAAGCCUAUCAAAUGUUGCGCACCAAAUAUCCUCACGGUACUAUUGUCAUCCUUCCACGUCCAGUUGAAGCCAAGGAUGAUAUCGACAAUAAAACAUCGAGUGAUGACAAUACCAACGAGGCUCUGUUUUUGUAUAACUUGGAACAUAAAUUACAAAUUCAACUGCCGAUCACAAUAAAUACGACUUGCAAUUAA
Scaptodrosophila lebanonensis is the source of this 1047-nucleotide messenger RNA. Its product is annotated as trypsin eta-like. Bases 1 to 1047 code for a protein of 348 amino acids. The transcript is spliced from 3 exons. Gene Ontology annotation, molecular function: serine-type endopeptidase activity. The record is from RefSeq and is a predicted model, not a curated record. NCBI's taxonomy places the organism in Eukaryota, Metazoa, Arthropoda, Insecta, Diptera, Drosophilidae. Gene Ontology annotation, biological process: proteolysis.